Messenger RNA from Paramisgurnus dabryanus, 4390 nucleotides. It is a transcript of the gene lrrc52, whose product is annotated as leucine rich repeat containing 52. Lineage: Eukaryota; Metazoa; Chordata; Actinopteri; Cypriniformes; Cobitidae. The record is from RefSeq and is a predicted model, not a curated record. Gene Ontology annotation, cellular component: voltage-gated potassium channel complex. Gene Ontology annotation, molecular function: transmembrane transporter binding; potassium channel activator activity; voltage-gated potassium channel activity.
CCAUUAAUUUUGUUGUGGAGUAUGACAGAUCUGGUUGGUGGGUCGGCUUACCUGCUGGAGAGCUAAACUGCUAAAGGCAAGUGACUCCACCACAAUAAAAGUUACACAAUCCAAUGAAUCACUGUUGUGAUUACGAUCUUUACAUGUAGGCUUGUCGGUGUAAAGGCCGGAAAGGAAUCGACCAAAAUCCUCUAAGAAUAGAUUCACAAUGGUUUGCCCACUUUGUUUAUAAAGGAUACAUAAGGAUACAUGGAUUCUCUCACUGCAAUAAUAGAACAGCAUGUUAUAGAACACAGAUAUCAUGUUUCGUUUGCAUCUGUGUCAGCUCAAGCGCAACCGUCUCUCUCGAUCACCCUAUCUGUCUCGCCACACAGACAGAGAGAGUCAAGAUGGUUAAAGUCGGCCACUGUACAUUAUGUCCUGUCUGAUGACAGGGAUGGAGACUUGUGAGAUCACUGCACAUUGUGCUUCGGGAAAGACAGAUACACAUCUAAAUAUUAUAUAUUUUAGCUGGACUGUAUGUGUUAGAGUCAGACACAACUGAUCUUUGUGUGCAAAUGUGCAACAAAAAUCUUUCAAAAAUCACUCUGCUGACCAUAUACCAUACCAAUACCAUGAUAUAAUGUAACUACAUAUAGUUGUAAAUAAUUAUGUGUAUAUUGUAUAACAACAUAUAUUAUAGUAGCCUAUAGAGAGUCUCUCUCUCUCUCUCUCUCUCUCUCUCUCUCUCUCUCUCUCUCAAACACACACACACAGCUGCAGAGAGAAGCUGCGCACCACAUCUUUGGCAAAUCACAAUUCAGAAGAACAGCAAGAUGGCAUAGUGCGCCUGAAGACUCGUAACAUAACAGCGUGACAGUACAGCAUCAAACUUAUGUACUCGAGAGUCAAGUCUAUGUUUACCCUAAACUGAGCAAAAAGCCAGCGGCGAACGCCUAAAAUAACACUGCAAAGAAGAUGGACCAAGAAUGAGCUGUCGAUCACAGAAAGUGAUUGACGCCAAGCACUUCGCCACGGUCACCUUCGCGGUUUAGGAGACUCGUGUGCGCGCGCUUGGAAAAGAAUCCUUGUAGUAACAGCAUCUGCUCCGCAACAUUUACAACCGGGACCAGCAAUACCGAGCGCGCCGGAUCACGCAGAUCAAUGAAGAAUGCGCGACUGCACGCACAGUCGAUGAAGCCGGCGGCGGUAUCAUGCGUGUUCUGCCCGAUCCAAGCGCGCAGUCAUUGAGGUUGUUGUUCCUCUUUAUCUUCGUCAUGGAUGUAGCACCGUCACCGGCUCUGACCGCCGGCUGCCCGGACCGCUGCGUGUGCGACGACCAAUUGGUAGUCCAGUGCGCCGGGCAACAGUUAACUGACUUUCCCGUGGAUCUCCCGCUGGCCACCCGGCAGCUCAUCAUCUCCAACAACCGGAUAGGUGACCUGCCAGCGUUGCAGCUGAACUACCUGUCGGAUCUGGUGUACCUGGACUGCAGCAACAACUCGCUGACGGAGAUCACCGAGUCCACUUUUGGCAACUUACGCAAGCUCGCUUACCUGGAUCUGUCGUUCAACACCCUGACGCAAAUCGAGGACCGGACGUUUGGCCCGCUGGCCAGUCUGGUCAUGCUCAGGAUGACGGAUAACCCGGGGCUGUCAGAGAUCCAUCCGGACGCGUUCGCGGAGAACGCGGCGUUGCAGGUGCUGGAUGUCAGCCGCAACAAUCUGACGGCACUAAACAUCAGCUCGCUGAUCGCCCUUCCGGCGCUGCGCUCUCUGGGGAUGAGCGGGAACCCCUGGAGAUGCGACUGCGACACUGAAGACCUGUGCCUCUGGAUUCAAAUUGAAGGGUUCAAGUUCCAAGAUGAGGGGCAGACUGUGUGCCAGGGACCUCCGGACAUGCUGGGCCAGCGACUGGCCGAGGUGGGAAUGCAGCUCCGAUCGGAAUGCCACCAGGGCCUGGGUUACUGGGACUACCUGUUCUUCAUCGCCAUCGGUUUCGUCAUUUUCAGCGCUGGAACGGUGUCAGCAUGGGUGAUGGGCGUGCUUAUGGUCCUUUACGAGCGGUACAGCAAGAGGAAGAGUGAGCAGCUAGACAGCGAGGAUGAGGAGAUGGUCAACCGGGGCGGAGGUGGGGGUAACCAUGGCAAUGGGGACCUUAGCAAACCAGGCAUGCAGGUGUGACCUGAGGACAGAGGAAUGAUGGAAAACUUUAACAUUACAUGCCAGGAGCAAAGAUUGAGCUGCACCUUCUUAAAGGAUUUGGGAUUUUUAAGUGCACUUUUUUAGAAUGUGUCAACGCAUUGCUUUUAGAUUAAGAUAAGGAGCAGAGGACAAGAAAGACAGACACAGACAGAAACAGACUUGAGUGGGUCACAGAUCACAGGCUCAUUCGUUCUGAUGAAUCUGGGGUGUGGCCUUGGUUAAAUGCAUAUUAGUGUGCAUUAGUAUGCAUAUUAGCUCAAAAACAAUGCUCUAGUGUUAGUAAAGUAUUAGGCCAGGGUGAUGCAUUUGGCACCUAAGAGAGGAAAUUGCGAAGAAUCAAUAAGGCAAAGAGAAAACUUGUUUUUUUGAAGUGAACAAAAUUAUUUAUCUAAUCCUGCAUACUAUCUCAGUUUUUAUUCAGCUUGGUAAGAGAAAGAAAUAUAAAUGGACAAUAUACAGGACAGCCUCUCAAGACUCAUGCAGUGUAUUUUGAGAGAAAAAAUGAUGGAAAAUUCUUCUGAACUGUCUGCACAACUCAACAGUAGGGUUCAAUGCUCUAUGAUGGAUUGAGGACAUUAUACUGCAGGACUCAACAAUAAAAAACAUUUUGUUGGCCAGAUCAGGGCAGUAAUUGAGAUAUUUACUGACCCUACCAAAAUGUCCUGUGGUUUCAGAACAAAUAUUAUAAACAACCCUUUAGCAACAUAUUUUGGCACAUUAAGACUGCAUUUAUGCAAUUGGCAGAUGCUUUCAUUCUGUUUUAAAGGGACAGAAAGAUAGUAUUGUAAGUAGCUAAAUAGUAUUUUAAUUAAUGUUUGCUGUAAUUUGAUGUAAAACAGGUGUUUUGUUAAACCCAAAAGGCAUUACAAGUAAUUUUCACAGACCUGUUAAAAUUGGUAAUAUAAAAUACCUUUUUCUUCUAGAGGUCUUCACGGAGGACCUGUACGGGUUUGGGUCUAUAUUUGAAAUCGUCGGCCAGAUGGGUACCAGUUAAAUUACUAUGGAUCUGUAAUCCCAAGUCGAUCGGACGACACCCAGACGACCUUUAUGAAUGAUAUAAAAAUGUUAAAAAAAAUAGUAUAAAGAGGGUAAGCCUACCGGCACCUCUUCUGUCUGGACCUCCUAAAGCAGAUUGUUAAGUGUAUUGCACGUGAAGCAUUGUUGAAGUCUGAUUCAACAAAAACAUGCAUGUCGCAUCUGAAGUAUGCAAGGUCGUGUGGAGAAAUGUUUUGAUGCAAUCUUCAGUAACACAAUUUGUUAAUUUGUUCUGUGCCUUUCCGGCUUGGUACGGGUCCAGGUUUUAAAAAUAGACGGCCCGUGUUGGUUUCGUGUAGUGAAUUUAUGGCAUUUCACAGUUCUGGACAAGGGCAGGUCCAACUUUAAAAUAUUAGAUGGGUCCGGGUUGGUUUCAUGUAGCACAUUCAUAGGUCUGUUAGAGUUCGGAUACAAAUAUUUGGACCCGUGUCGAUCCCUAGAUUUAUCUUAUCUAACCCAUACUUGUUAAUAGUUUAUAUGAUUGGUUUAACCUAAUUUAGUUAAAUUGAUUUAGUUUUAUUGUUGUUGUGUUUGUUGCUAUUAGUAUUAUUAUGAUUAUUAUUAUCAUUAUGUUCAUUAUUAGUAUCAUUAUUUUGCUCAAAACAUAAAAACGCAUCUGUUAUGAAAAUUGUGACAGUUCUGUCCACUGGCCAUCUUUAUUGUUGAGCCCUGUAUUUGAUGUGAUAUUAUUGAUCUCAGUAAGCCUGUAUGCACUGCACCGAUAAGCCUUACACACAAGAUGUAACCCGUCCAGCAAUAACACAAUUCCAGGUGAUACUGAGAGCAAUAGGGAUGUGUGUGAAUGCGUAAGUGUGUGUGGCUCGCUGCUGCAAAAUCACUGUAUGUGGGAAAGAUUAAAGUAUGUCAGCAUUCUUUAAUAAGUUUGGCAAGGCUUUAAUUUUUUUAUUCAAAUGAUUCUUCCUGCGGUUACAACACGUCACUCAAGGGCAGAGCUAAAGUCAUCCCCCUCCCCACACACUGCACCAUGAACAUGAUCUUCUCAUGUAUUUUAUUCUUUAUUUAACUUCAAAAGAGAAGCGUUUGGGUAUUGUGUGAUUUGAGUUGCUAAAUCCAUCUGUAAUGGGUUGAAGUGCUUAAAGGAACACUCCACUUUUUUUGAAAAUAUUCUCAUUUUCCAGAUCCCCUAGAGUUAAACACGUGAUUUUUACAUU